Messenger RNA from Lithohypha guttulata, 2550 nucleotides. RefSeq lists its product as uncharacterized. Gene Ontology annotation, biological process: carbohydrate metabolic process. The record is from RefSeq and is a predicted model, not a curated record. The transcript is spliced from 2 exons. Gene Ontology annotation, molecular function: hydrolase activity, hydrolyzing O-glycosyl compounds; carbohydrate binding. Bases 1 to 2550 code for a protein of 849 amino acids. Lineage: Eukaryota; Fungi; Ascomycota; Eurotiomycetes; Chaetothyriales; Trichomeriaceae.
AUGCCUCAAUCAGAGCAGGUUCCAGGUCGGUAUCAGGCACUCGAGCAACCAACCAAACCCGGUAGUCUCUCAUUGAAGACAGUGGGCGAAGAUGUCGAUUUCGAGUUUCAAUUCCAAGUUAUCAGACCAAACACCUUCAGAGUGGCUUACACGUCAGAAACACAUCCACUACCACCACAUCCUUCUGUGCCACGACUUGAGCCUGAGAUCUCCAAAUCCGAGGUACAAACCACAAGCACGGACAGCUCUUAUAUAAUCGAGAUUGGCGACAUUGUAGCUUCCGUUGACUGGAAAGAUGCACCGAUUUUGUCGUUGAAAUGGCGUGGAUCGGAGGAGGAAUUGCAUUCUGACCUUCCUUAUCGUUCAUAUGCUGUGGAUGGACCAGGUAUUGCACAUCACACACGACACGACAGAAAUGCGUUACAUGUCGGCCUCGGCGAGGUUGCGGCGCCAAUGGAUUUAACAGCACGAAGCUUCAAGGUAGAUGCUACGGAUUGCUUUGGGUAUGAAGCCUACCUCACGAAUCCAAUGUACAAGCACAUGCCAUACCUUGUCAAAGCAACACCCAAAGGUUGUGUGGCGCUGAUUUCGAGCUCAUACUCAAGAGCAUCUUGGUCGGUUGGUGGUGAGAUAGAUGGACUUUGGGGUCAUUACAAAGUCUACAGACAGGAUUACGGCGGCCUUGAGGAGUAUCUUCUGGUCGGCAGAACCUUGAAGGACAUCCUCAAAAGCUAUGCAGAACUGAUCGGCUUUCCUCUGCUAGCGCCACGCUGGGCCUAUGGUUACCUAAGUGGCGGCUACAAAUAUACGAUGGGAGACGAUCCGCCAGCUUACCAGCAACUCUUGGAUUCGCAGACAAGCUCAAGGAGCACGACAUCCCAUAUGAGCUCAGGCUAUUCGAUAGCCGAACACGUCCCAAAAGUGCGAAACGUAUUCACGUGGAACAAUCAUCGAUUUCCCGACCCUGAAGGCUUCGCGAAGAGAUACAACUCCCUAGGCAUAAGGUUGCUGACCAACAUCAAACCAUUCGUACUCGCAUCACAUCCGAACUACAACGAUUUGGAUUCUGCCAAAGGUCUGUUCACUGAUCCAAAGACAAACAAGACUGCACAGGUGAGGCUAUGGAGCGCUGGAGGUGGUGAAAGUGACGUAGGCAGUCAUCUCGAUUUCACUUCACCAGCAACCUAUAGCUGGUGGCGGGAAGGUGUGCACAAACUUCGGAAGCAAGGUAUUUCUGCAAUGUGGAAUGACAACAACGAAUAUGUGAUACCUCAAGACAAGUGGCAGAUGUCUCUGAAGACAACUAACAACAUUGGUGUCAAGAACGAGAUCGGUCUUUGGGGCAGAGCUAUGCAGACUGAGCUGAUGGGCCGUGCAUCUUACGAAGGUUUGUUGCAAGCCGAGCCGAAUGUUCGUCCGUUUGUCUUGACUAGAAGUGCUGGCAUUGGCACGCUCAGGUACUGCUGUAGCUCUUGGGCGGGCGAUAAUACGACAUCUUGGGAAUCUAUGAAAGGUGCUAAUGCGCUAUCUCUCACUGCCGGGUUAAGCCUCAUGCAUCAGUACGGACAUGAUAUCGGUGGUUUUGAAGGACCACAACCUUCGCCUGAGCUUCUACUGAGAUGGAUUCAGCUUGGCAUAUAUGGAUCAAGAUUUGCUAUCAACUGCUUCAAGACGUCGCCGCAAGACAAUACGAACGGAGAGGUGAUUGAGCCAUGGAUGUAUCCCGAAAUCACUCCUCUGGUCCGUAAAGCAAUCAAGAGAAGAUAUGAGAUCAUGCCAUACAUCUAUUCUCUUGGGUUAGAGAGCCAUCUCGAGGCUUCACCUCCUCAGCGCUGGAUAGGCUGGGGCUACGAAAGUGAUCCAGAAGUCUGGACAAAGCAACUCAAGCGUGGAGAAGAGCAGUAUUGGUUUGGUGAUUCGCUACUUGUUGGCGGAGUGUACGAACCAGGUGUUUCAGAAGCGAAGAUGUACCUGCCUCGAAAGACAGGUCCUGAUUUCGACUUUGGCUAUGUCAACCUGAAUUCACCUUAUCAGUAUUUCGCACCCGGCCAAUGGGUCACAGUCACGUCACCAUGGCAAGACCAUAUCCCAGUCUUUGCGAAGAUCGGCGGAGCUGUCCAGGUUGGCAAAAGUGUGCAAACACGCAUGCCCGCAGACGUUGAUCCAGCUUACAAGAGUUCGGAGGAAGAUGACUAUCGUGGCAUUGAGAUCUUUCCUCCCAAGAGCAGUUCACAUGGUAUCUCGUUCUCGAACUCAUGGUAUGAAGACGAUGGUCUAUCUUUGAAGCCAGAUAUCUUGAAGUUCACCAUCGAGUAUAGUUCCAGAGAGGAAGAAAUUGCGUUUGGGCUGAGCUCAAGAGCAGGUGACAGGUUCGUGCCGGGUUGGAAGUCAGUUGUGAUCAUUCUGCCACAUGGUGACAAGCGCCGUGUUGUAUCCAUGAAGGGAGAGCAAGUGGACAAGCUCGAGGAUGACGAGGUUGGUCGUUGCAGGUUUCAGUUUUCGAAGAUGACAGUAGAACCUGUGGAGCCAGUGGUUAAUGGCUACCACUGA